Molecule: messenger RNA, 3545 nt
Organism: Erpetoichthys calabaricus (reedfish)
Lineage: Eukaryota; Metazoa; Chordata; Cladistia; Polypteriformes; Polypteridae
Gene: plekhf2
Product: pleckstrin homology domain containing, family F (with FYVE domain) member 2
Exons: 3
Coding region: 297-1046 (249 amino acids)
Molecular function (GO): phosphatidylinositol binding; metal ion binding
Source: RefSeq, a predicted model, not a curated record
CUAGCGUCUUUACGUCGGCGUCCUCGCUUAGAGGAGCCAUGUUGUUAUUUCGGCAAAGUAUAGUAGGGAUGAGAAGCGGGCGUUUGACGUGGAGUUAGAAGAGUGUUCAUGUUUCCGAGCUUGUGUUUUUUUAUUUUCUUAACUGAAGGCAGUUUUCAGUUCCCUGAAAUACAGAUGGUAAAGAACAAGUUCCGCUGUUUAAUAGAAGGGUAAAGAAAGAGGUAGGUGGUUUUGCAAAAUUUAUUUUCCUGAUCAGCAAAGCAGAGUUUGAAGUCUGUCUCUAUAGGGAACAGAAGAUGGUUGAUCGACUUGCUAACAGCGAAGCAAAUUCAAAACGUAUUGCGGUUGUGGAGGGCUGUUUUGGAGCAGCUGGUCAGCCACUGGCUAUUCCUGGUCGAGUUCUCAUUGGAGAAGGCGUUCUUACAAAACUCUGUCGAAAGAAACCAAAAGCCAGGCAGUUUUUUCUCUUUAAUGAUAUCCUUGUGUAUGGCAAUAUAGUCAUUCAGAAAAAGAAGUACAACAAGCAGCACAUAAUACCCCUUGAAAAUGUAACAAUUGAUUCAAUUAAGGAUGAAGGAGAUCUGCGUAAUGGGUGGCUUAUAAAAACACCAACAAAAUCUUUUGCUGUAUACGCUGCUACUGCCACAGAGAAAUCUGAAUGGAUGAAUCAUAUUAGCAAGUGUGUGACUGAUCUACUUGAAAAAAGUGGGAAAGCACCCAAUAAUGAACAUGCUGCCGUGUGGGUACCUGACUCAGAAGCUUCGGUGUGCAUGCGCUGUCAGAAAAUAAAGUUUACCCCUGUGAACCGGCGCCAUCAUUGCCGUAAAUGUGGCUUUGUUGUAUGUGGGCCUUGCUCUGAGAAGAAAUUCCUCCUUCCUAGCCAGUCGUCCAAGCCAGUGCGUGUUUGCGACUUUUGCUAUCAUCAGCUCUCCAGCGGGCAGUUGAGUGCAAGCCUACCGACAAGAUCAGACUCUUACAGCAGAGCAUCGAAAUUUUCAACAAAUAAUAUGUCUGAUGAUGACGACGAUGAUGAUAGCAGUGACUGAGGAAAUUGGCCUUAUUCUAAUAUUUAGAAUAUUAACGUCUGGGUGUUAAGGGGUUGAAGUGUCAGAAUAAGGAGGAUGGUGCUUUGAAAAUUCAUGUUUUGCUUAAUUCUGUAAUUUAAUGAUAGUUGUUCCAAGAAUGAACAACUUCAGUCCAUAUUUUACAGAUUUUUGCAAUGUUUGUAUUUUAUCCCACAUAAGAUGCUAAAAGUUAAUUCUCCAAAUUCUUCUUCUUUUUUUUUUAUUUUGGAGAAAAUAGGAAUCUUGCUGCUUUAUCUCCGAGUUCCAUGAAGGUUGUCACUACAUGCAAGGUGUAUACAAGCCUAUAACUCUUUUAAAAGCUACAUGCUGAUUUCGUACUCUGGUUUAUAUCAAGCUGCUUAUUGAAAAUAGAAAGAUUAAAGGUAUUUUCUGAGAAUAUUUUAUAUCUAUGUAUGUCAAUCCAUGAUUCUUAAAGAAAGGUAUGUGCCUCAAAGCUGACCUUUUUAAAACUUGACUUUUCUGCAGGGACAUGUGAACUCUUCUUCCAGAGGCACAUUGCAAUGUAUCAGGUGAAUUAAAAUUGGCGGUUUUGUGUACAGUGCCGCCGGUUGUUUCCAGAGCAGUAUUUAAAACUCUCUUCACAGAUUAUGCAAAAUAAAGUCCAUUUCUAGUAUAUUUUCAUGUUACCAUUGCUGAAUAUGGGGUCUUCUUUCACUUUUGAAAGUAAAAUCUUAUGUUUUCUAGCGUUGCUGAUGACAAAUCAGGUCAAAUAUUUUCUAUUUGUAAACUUAAAAACUAUUUUAUAUACAGUAAGAAAAUCUACUUUUUACUAUAACUUUGGAAAGUUUCUUCCUUUUAUAUAAGGCCUUAUCAACUAGAAAGUGCCUUAAUGAGACAACUCUAAAGCAGGAAUUGCACAUGUGUCUACAUGACACACACAAAAGGUGGUAUUGCAUGAAAAAGUUUGGUGUUAAAUAAAGACACGUACACGCAGUAAAUCUCAACUUUAUUUCCCCCUAAUUAUCACCUUGCAGGUAGGGAAUGACAGCUUUGCAUUGUCUUGUUGCGAUAUUCUUCUUUUUUUUCCCUCUUUUCAACCCUUCUUCUGCUUAUUCUGAUUGCAUGAAUGGUUUUGAAUGAUAGUCUUUUUUUAUUUGCCAGAGAUUUUUUUUUUAAACUAGGAAAAAAUAAAGUAAAAUAGAUAAUAAUAUUAUACCAAAGGAACUGACAAGAGAACAAUGAACAGUGCAGGCCUGUGCCACAGCUUUCAAAUUGUUCACAACUGAAAUAAAGCAACCAAAGAGCUAAGCGUAUGUCAUAUUUCUGUAAAGAUCAUUGCAUGCAGAAUUGAGGAAGAUGUAUUCUGAAGUCAUAGUCAAAAAAUACAUUAAACCGUCAUGGUUUGGCCAUGCUUAAAAUUUUUAAACAACCAGAAAAUCCAGCUUGACAGAGAGAGCUUUUUCUUUCUUCCUUUCUUUUUGUGCUAUUAAUUGUAUGCUCCAUCCACUAGUGUAAAUUAAAUAAUAUUUAUAUAAAUAGGUUGAAAAUGGUUAAGUUUCAUAAAUUAGUGUUAGAAAUGGACGUGUUUUUUUUCCUCAGCUUAGUUUUCCAUCAUGUAAACAUUUUCAGUUAUAAAUAUCAGUUAAAAUGGUAACAGUGUCACUUUUAACUUUAAUACAUUGGCCGUAUGUGAACUGAUAAGUUUAUUUUCCUAGCAAGGCCUUAAUCAGAAUAGCACUUUUAAGUCACCCUUAAUCUUUACAAACGCUUCUAACACUACAUUAGGAAAUGGUAGAGUUCACGUGUGCAGUAUUCAGCAGCAUACUGUUUUAUAACCCCAAAAGGAUUUAAAUUUCUUAAAGGCAAUCUUAAAUUUAUAUAUUAAAAAAAAAUCGUGACAGGCAUUAAAAUUUAAUUGAAAACAUCAGACACUAUAGAUCCGAAUCCCCCCCCCAAGUGUGGGGUAACUUGUCAUUUUUAACAGCAUGAACUCAUGCUAGCAGAUGCUUUGUUCAAAAAUUGAAUUGCAAUAUUCACCAUAUUUGAUUCUGUCAUUAAUUUUUUCACUUAUUUAUAUGACACAGUGGGUGGUAUACAUUUGCUCCACAACAGAGUACCACCUCCUAAAAGUCUUUAGCUUGUUACAUCUUUUAUUACGUUUAGACGUUUAGUCCCCAAUGUCUGCUAAGGACUAUUAUUUACAUUUUUCAGAAUUUUUCUCAGAAUAGGAUUAAUAAACGUUAAAAACACUAGACCCCGCAAACUCUCUUGCCCCCUAACUUGGAGAACAAAUCCGCACUUCAUGAGAUGAGAACAUUCAUUUCUGCCCGCUCAUCAAUGAGUGAGAGAGAGAAUGGUAGAUACAGCAAAAUUACUUAUUUUUCGGUAUCGAGAAAGAGUAGUAGAAUUGAUCAUUACAGAUUAAAAUUUUUGGAAUCCGAUUUGAGAUGUCAGAGUAAUGUUAAUGAAAAUUUUCCUCCUUGCGUGGAAAAUAAACACACGGUUUUCUCUUUCAUGAUA